AUGCCUGUGUGCACGACAAGCGCUCCAGGAGAGAAGUCGAGGAAGAGAGCGAGAGCGAGAGAAAGAGAGACCGGGUCAGAGAGCGCGCGCGGGCGAGCGAGCACCGAGAGGGACAGGGGCAAAGUGACUGACCUGCUUUUGGGGGUGACCGCCGGAGCGCCGCGCGAGCCCUCCCCCUCGGGAUCCCGCACCGGACCAGCCGCGCUGACGGACAGACAGACAGACACCGCCCCCCGCCCCAGCGCCCACCUCCUCCCGGGAGGGCGGCCGACGGUGGACGCGGCGGCGAGCCGCGGGCAGGAGCCGGAUCCCGCGCCCGGAGGCGGGGUGGAGGGGGUCGGGGCUCGCAGCGUCGCCCUGAAACUUUUCGUCCAACUUCUGGGCUGUUCUCGCGCCGGAGGAGCCGUGGUCCGCGCCGGGGCAGCCGAGCCGAGCGGAACCGGGAGAAGUGCCCGCGCGGGCCGCGAGGAGCCGCAGCCGGAGGAGGGGGAGGAGGAAGAAGAGAAGGAAGCGGAGCGGGGGCCCCGGUGGCCACUCGGCGCCCGGACGCCAGGCUCAUGGACGGCUGAGGCGGCUGUGUGCGCAGACAGUGCUCCAGCCGCGCGCGCGCCCCAGGCCCCGGCCCGGGCCUCGGCUGCUGCCGCUCGAGGAGCCCGCGCGGGCGCCCCCGAGAGCGGGCCGCCCCGCCAGCCCCGCCGGAGAGGGAGCGCCGGCCGCGCCGGCCCCGGCCGGGCCUCCGAAACCAUGAACUUUCUGCUCUCCUGGGUGCACUGGAGCCUCGCCUUGCUGCUGUACCUCCACCAUGCCAAGUGGUCCCAGGCUGCGCCCAUGACAGAGGAGGGAGAGCAGAAACCCCACGAAGUGGUGAAGUUCAUGGAGGUGUACCAGCGCAGCUACUGCCGGCCCCUGGAGACGCUGGUGGACAUCUUCCAGGAGUACCCCGACGAGAUCGAGUACAUCUUCAAGCCGUCGUGCGUGCCGCUCAUGCGCUGUGGUGGCUGCUGCAAUGACGAGGGCUUGGAGUGCGUGCCCACCGAGGAGUCCAACAUCACCAUGCAGAUCAUGAGGAUCAAACCUCACCAAAGCCAGCACAUAGGAGAGAUGAGCUUCCUCCAGCACAGCAAAUGUGAAUGCAGACCAAAGAAAGAUCGAGCAAGGCAAGAAAAUCCCUGUGGGCCUUGCUCAGAGCGGAGAAAGCAUUUGUUUGUACAAGAUCCGCAGACGUGUAAAUGUUCCUGCAAAAACACAGACUCGCGUUGCAAGGCGAGGCAGCUUGAGUUAAACGAACGUACUUGCAGAUGUGACAAGCCGAGGCGGUGAGCCGGGCUGGAUGAAGGAGCCUCCCCCCGGGCCUGCGGGAACCAGACCUCUCACCAGGAAAGACGGACUCAGAAAAAGCCUGAUGUAGACCACACCGCCACCACCACCCACCACCCCACCGUCACCAUCGCCAGAACAACCCAAAAUGCAGACUCGGAAAUGAAGGACAGAGAGGCUGCUCCGAGCACGCUGGGGCCUGAGGGUGCGGCUCCCACAGAAGCGUUCCCGGGCGGGUGACCCAGCACAGUUUCUCUCGGAAGUGGAUUUUGCCAUUUUAUUUUUCUUGCUGCUAAAUCACCGAGCCCGGAAGAUUAGAAAGUUUUAUUUCUGGGAUUCCUGUAGACACACCCACCCACAUACCUACAUAUAUAUAUAUUAUAUAUAUAUAAAUAAAUAUAUAUAUAUUUUAUAUAUAUAUAAAAUAUAUAUAUUCUUUUUUUUUAAAUUAACAUUGUAACAUUAUUGGUGUCUUCACUGGAUGUAUUUGACUGCUGUGGACUUGCGUGGGGCGGAGACUGUCCCCACGCAGACCCCCGAGACGGGGGAGAGGCCGGGAGGAGGCCCUCUGGAGGCCUGGGUCCCCGACCCCGCCCAGGAGCGUGCAUGGCCGCGGCCUGGGGGCAAACCUGUCCCGCUGCGGAAACACUUGACAAACCCAGACCUAGCCCGGCGCCUUGAACCCUGAGUCAAUGGACAGGAAGACGAGUGGUGCGGGACGAGGAGUCUGGCCCUGACCGGGAGUUUGGGGGGGCCUCAGGGCUUUGCUGCUCCUGGGGACCCUCCGCAGGCCGCACAAGCGUCCUGCCCCGCCAGGGGCCGUGCCUGGAAGACUCGGGAACGUGGGAAGCCUUCAUCUGCCCCCUGCUUCUCAGAGGCCCGGGAAACUGCUGUCCCAGUGAAGAGACACUGGGGUUUGGGGUGGGGGGGGCCUCUGUUGGGCCUUCUCCCACCUUCCCUGCCUGGGGGCUGCCCUGAAGGGCCGCUGCCCUCAGACCGUUGAAACCACUAGUCCUGACCCCCAGGAGACCUGGCGACGUGUGUGAGUGGUUCGCCCCCCAUCCCCUUCCCCCACCCCUUUCCGAGGCACCUAGGCGAGGCACCCGAUUGGCGCCCAUCACGGAGGCAGAGGAAAGAAAGUGUUUUAUAUACGGUACUUAUUUAAUAUCCCUUUUUAAUUAGAAAUUAAAACAGUUAAUUUAAUUAAAGAGUAGGGUUUUUUUCAGUAUUCUUGGUUAAUAUUUAAUUUCAACUAUUUAUGAGAUGUAUCUCUCUCUCUUGCUCUUUCUUGCGCUCUCUUCUUCUUACUGGUCUUUGUGUAUGAGAUUUAUGUUUCAGUCUCUCUCUGACCGGUGACAGUCACUAGCUUGUCCUGAACAGAUAUUUAAUUUGCUAACACUCAGUUCUGUCCUGACCUUUGCCCCAGCUCCCCGCCACACAUUCCUUUGAAAUAAGGUUUCAAUAUACAUCUACAUACUAUAUAUAUAUUUGGCAACUUGUGUUUGUAUAUAUAUAUAUAUAUAUAUAUGUUUAUGUAUAUAUGUGAUUCUGAUAAAAUAGACAUUGCUAUUCUGUUUUUUAUAUGUAAAAACAAACCAGAAAAAUAGAGAACUCUACAUACUAAAUCUCUCUCCUUUUUUAAUUUUAAUAUUUGUUAUCACUUAUUUAUUGGUGCUACUGUUUAUCCGUAAUAAUUGUGGGGGGAAAAGAUAUUAACAUCACAUCUUUGUCUCUAGUGCAGUUUUCGAGAUAUUCUGUAGUACAUAUUUAUUUUUAAACAACAACAAAGAAAUACAGAUAUAUCUUAAAAAAGCAUUUUGUAUUAAAGAUUUUAAUUCUGAUCUCAAA
Sorex araneus (European shrew) is the source of this 3165-nucleotide messenger RNA. RefSeq names its product vascular endothelial growth factor A (gene VEGFA). Gene Ontology annotation, cellular component: membrane. Gene Ontology annotation, molecular function: growth factor activity; chemoattractant activity; vascular endothelial growth factor receptor 2 binding. The coding region runs from base 1 to 1320 and encodes 439 amino acids. Gene Ontology annotation, biological process: positive regulation of angiogenesis; positive regulation of mast cell chemotaxis; positive regulation of endothelial cell proliferation. The transcript is spliced from 8 exons. The record is from RefSeq and is a predicted model, not a curated record. Lineage: Eukaryota; Metazoa; Chordata; Mammalia; Eulipotyphla; Soricidae.